Molecule: messenger RNA, 1980 nt
Organism: Pisolithus orientalis
Lineage: Eukaryota; Fungi; Basidiomycota; Agaricomycetes; Boletales; Pisolithaceae
Product: P-loop containing nucleoside triphosphate hydrolase protein
Exons: 10
Coding region: 1-1980 (659 amino acids)
Cellular component (GO): intracellular anatomical structure; catalytic step 2 spliceosome
Molecular function (GO): RNA binding; ATP binding
Source: RefSeq, a predicted model, not a curated record
AUGCUUCCAACGUCCUACAGACGUGCAUUCCUCCCUCAAAUUUACUCGCUGAUAGGGCGUGACGCCCUAAUACGAGAAAUUCGCGAAAACGAUGUUACUAUACUCCUCGGUGAAACGGGGUCAGGAAAAACUACCCAAGUUCCACAAUAUCUCCUAGAGGCAGGAUUGGCUGGGAAAGGCAUGAUCGCGGUAACUCAACCCCGUCGUGUGGCCGCCACAUCCCUUGCUGCACGCGUCGCCGCAGAGCGUGGUGUCAAAUUGGGUAGUCUGGUGGGAUACUCCGUCAGGUUCGACGAGAUCUGUGGCGCAGACACCAAAAUAAAAUAUGUCAGUGAUGGUAUGCUCGUACGCGAGCUCCUGUCGGACCCAUUGUUGUCCCGGUAUAGUGUCAUCGUGCUCGACGAGGCACACGAAAGGACCCUCCGAACGGACUUUUUAAUCGCAAACCUGAAGUCGAUACAGGUAAAGAGAAAACAAGCUACCGAUGUGAAGGGAAAGGGUAAAUGCAUGUCUUCCGGCAUAAAUCCUCUCAAGAUCAUCGUCAUGAGCGCUACGCUGGAUGCCGAGAAAUUCAGCAGGUUUUACCACAACGCCCGAAUUUUGUACGUGAAAGGACGUCAACACCCUGUCAAAAUAUUUUACACGGCCGUGAACCAGACGGAUUAUGUCGACUCCGCCUUGCGGACGUUCUUUCAAAUCCACCUCGACCAACCGCCAGGGGAUGUGCUCAUCUUUCUACCAGGCCAGGAAGACAUCGAAAGCCUCGAGAAAUCCAUCAAAAUGCAUGCCAAGAGACUCCCUGUGAGUUCGACGAAUGUACUCAUAUCUCCCAUGUAUGCAUCCCUACCGCCGUCCCAACAAGCACGAAUAUUUUCUGCUACCCCUCCCCAAACGAGAAAGUGUAUAUUGGCCACCAAUAUUGCUGAAACAUCUAUAACGAUACCUGGCAUAAAGUAUGUAAUCGAUACCGGAAAAUCUAAAGAGAAGAGAUAUCUAUCAAAAGAUACCGGUGGUGGUUUCGAUACUUUAUUGACUCGGGAUAUCACAAAAGCAUCAGCCAUGCAGCGCGCUGGCCGUGCUGGCCGGGAAGGUCCCGGGUUCUGUUUUCGCUUGUAUACCGAGGAAGCGUUCAAUAAUCUAGCAGCUGCUUCGGAACCCGAGAUUCGGCGGUGUAGCCUAACGCAGAGCGUUCUAGAAUUGAAAUGUCUUGGCCAAGACUUGGAAACGGUUGAAUUCAUGGACCCGCCUGAUAUUAAUUCCGUCAUAGCUGCCCUGAAAACGCUUUGGAUACUGGGUGCAUUGGACAACUCGAAAGAAUUAACGUCCUUGGGCAAACAAAUGGCGUCUUUCCCAGUGGAACCCUACUUGGCACGAAUUAUCCUGGCUUCAAGUACUCAUGAAUGCACCUCUGAAGUCAUUGACAUUGUUUCCAUGAUUUCCUCGUCCUCAAAAUUAUUCCUCGAUAUAUCCGACCAACGUGAUGCAAUUGCAAGCGCGCGUAGCAAAUUCCGCCAUCCGAGCGGGGACCACUUGACCAUCCUCAAUACGCUUCGUGCGUAUCAGGAGAUGGCCGAAACAGAGAACAAAAGCUCGCGAAAGGAGUGGUGCAAGCAACACUUCUUGAACGAGCGAACAUUUACGGAAGCACUGAAAAUCCGGGAUCAACUGCGGGUGACGUGUGGAAGAGUUGGUUUGGAUUGGCGAGCUUCGAAAAAAGACAGCGAGGACCCUGUGUUGCGAAGUUUUACUGUAGGGCUGGUACAGCAAUCGGCACUGCUUCAACCUGAUGGAUCGUACAAACAAUUAAUGGGCCGUUCUGUUGUUAAGAUCCAUCCUGGCUCGACAUUGGCCGAUAAAAAGGUACCAGCAAUAAUAUUCGACGAGCUGGUAUACACAAACCAGAUUUACGCACGCGGCGUUUCAUCUGUUCCGAGGAGUUAUUUCAAUGGCGCCACUCCCGCGAUUCCCAAUGGAUCAUGA